AGGAAAAAAAAUAAAAAAAAUAGCCUUUCCUACUGCAGUACUGUCCCUUAUGCUGUAAUUUUUUGAUGCAGGAAAACUUAAUUAUUUAAUUAAUAAUUAAUUAACUAAUUUAAAUUCAAGUAAAGAAAAUAAAAUAUUGAGCAAAUUCCUUUGGAACCAUUUCCAGAAGUCCAAUGGCUGCCUUAAUUUAAGAGACGGUUGCGUUAGCCGCACUCCAUCAUUUUCUUGAGACCUGGGCUUGGCAAAUUUUUUCAAUGUUUUAGAUAUUUAUUGUCUAUUAUAAUAAAUAGUUUGGUAAGAUAUCACGAACUCCGGCCAUUGCAUUUGCAUCUCACACGGUCUAUCUGUCUGAAGUCAACUUUCCCUCGUUGAGGAUCGAAGAAUAGCAAAUAACGUGCUGUCUCAUUACUUGCUGAAUAAUUCACGGAUGGUGUGCAAUCAUCAUCUGGAGCUCUUAUGUGCCGGUCUCACUAUAGAGGCAUUCGGAUUGGAUUCGACAUUUUGUUGUGCUAAACAACUGUGUCGCAUUACGUGAGUUGUACUUCUGAAAGAUUAGAUUAGAUCCCGGCGAAAUUUUUAUAUAGAUUUGAAUUCUGAUCACUUUUCCCCGGCUCUAAUCAAACAUAUUGCAUGGAUUCCUGGGCAGCCGUGGACUAAAAAUAUUAACGUUGACUAAGUAAUUAGAUGUACUAACAGGUUUCGGAUGACCGUUACUUAAACUAGUCUAGGCUGACACCUCGGAGAUUGUUAAGCCUUAUAAAAGAAACUUAUGGGACUCCGAUCUCAAGAUCUUCCGUCCUCUGACUCCCUCUCCCUGUUUCUUUAUUCAAUCACCCUAAUAAUAAAAUAAGAAAAGGAAAAAAAAACUCAGGAUUCAUCCCUCUUUAGGACUAACCCAUCUUUCUGUGUACGACGACUUCGCCGAAGAAGGUACCGAGACGGAUGACUGCACCUUAUCUAAGUUGGGAUGCUGGAAAAGGGUUCAGUUUCGAUGUGAUACGGUUGUGGAAACCCGUAUUUUCUUGAUCUUCAUAUGAAAGACAGGACAGUCCAUAGCGAGCUCUAAGACAUCCUGCAGUUCCAUCGAGUCGAGCAUAUUACUGAAUCCAGCGGAAGAAAGAUGCGGAAGCCCAGUGUUUUUGCAAAGUUUAGGACUUGCCGGGGCUUUGGAAGGUUUUUCUUUGCGGUGGGCAUGCUCGGUAUUCUUUUCUCUAUAGCUAUGCUAUCCAAAUUCUACUCGCUGAGAUCUCUCCACAUCUCGCGGACCUUCUGCGAUGGUGCCGGUUCCGAGAACCAAGACAGAGUCCGGACUGAAGCCAGAGCAACACUAGAGGCAGUCAUCCAGAAAAUCGAGCGAGAAAUUGAGGGAAUGGCUAAUCCUCGGUCAGGCUCAUCAUCAUCGUCUUCUCAUUAUAUUGGGUUUCUCGCGGAUAUUUUGGGGCUUAUUGGGUCGGCGCGUUCAUCUCUGGAAUCAACAGGUGAAAUUAUCGGGACACAUCCGUUGGUGAAGCCGAAGCAGAGGUCGGAUGAGCCUGUGGAUUACUUCCUGAUAGAAGAGAUACGGAAGUACGUGAAGAUCAAGCCCAACAGGUUGGGGAAGCAGAACUUCAUGGGGGCAAAUGGCACUUUUACUAGCAUCGGUCACGCCUGUUUCGCGAUGAAGAAUGAGCUGGAGGAGUACAUGGACUACGACGUUGGAGAGAUCUGCAACGAUGAUUGGAAGCUUGCCCAGAAGCUUAUGGUCCAUGGCUGCGACCCAUUACCGAGGAGACGGUGCUUUGCACGGGCCCCACAGCUGUACUACAAGCCCUACCCGAUAAACGAGUCCAUGUGGAAGCUUCCCGAUAACAGGAAUGUCCGGUGGAGCCAGUACCGCUGCAAGAACUUCACCUGCCUGGCGAGAAAUGUUACUGGUAAGGGGUUUUUCAAGUGUGCCGACUGCUUCAAUCUCAUAGGCCAUGAGAAGCCCCGAUGGGUCAAGCCCGUCUACAUUGACUCGAGCACGAACCAGACAGUGGACUUCGUCAUUCCCGAAGUGCUUGCGAUUAAGCCCGGGGAGAUCAGGAUUGGGCUAGACUUCAGCGUCGGGACAGGAACUUUUGCAGCAAGGAUGUGGGAGUUCAAUGUCACGAUUGUCUCCGCAACCAUAAAUCUUGGGGCGCCUUUCAGUGAGAUGAUUGCUCUACGAGGGCUCGUCCCUCUUUACCUGUCGAUCAAUCAGAGGCUUCCCUUCUUCGAUAACACGCUGGAUCUGAUCCACACUACGAGGUUUCUAGACGGGUGGAUAGAUUUCAUCCUGCUGGAUUUUGUGCUUUACGACUGGGACAGGGUCUUGAGGCCGGGCGGGUUGCUGUGGAUUGACAGCUUCUUCUGCUUGAAGGAGGAUUUGGACGAUUACUUGGAGGCGUUCAAGACGUUGCGGUAUAAGAAGCACAAGUGGGUCGUGAUCCCCAAGGUUGACAAGAGCGAUAGGGAGGUUUUCUUCUCGGCUGUGCUUGAAAAGCCACCGAGACCUUUCAGAUAAAUACUAAUCGAGGGGGGGGGGGGACAUCGAAUUCUAUGCAUCUCAGCUCUUCAUACCACAUUCAGGUUAUCCCCCAUAGCUGCUACAGCCGGUCUUUGAAAGAUAUACCACUUCUAUAUGUCCGAGUUCGUAAUAUCUUUUUCUCACUUUGUAAUCUUACAGUUUUAGCAGUAGGCAGCAGCAUUAUGCUCGGUUGAGUAGCAAUGAGUUCGAUCAUUAGAACAGGAAGAGAACACCAAAGCAAUAUUCAUAAGACAGAUGCCUUUCUAAUCAACUUUCAGGAAUUUUUA
This is a messenger RNA of Punica granatum (pomegranate), 2814 nucleotides long. Lineage: Eukaryota; Viridiplantae; Streptophyta; Magnoliopsida; Myrtales; Lythraceae. The record is from RefSeq and is a predicted model, not a curated record.